Molecule: messenger RNA, 941 nt
Organism: Hordeum vulgare subsp. vulgare (domesticated barley)
Lineage: Eukaryota; Viridiplantae; Streptophyta; Magnoliopsida; Poales; Poaceae
Product: serine/arginine repetitive matrix protein 1-like
Exons: 2
Coding region: 1-648 (215 amino acids)
Source: RefSeq, a predicted model, not a curated record
AUGUGGGAGUCCAGGGAGAGGUUGAGCUCGGUGACACGGCGAGAUCCCGUGGACAGCAGGCAGCCAUCCUCUCUCUCCCUCGUUUCCCGUGCCUCCCCAAACCCUAGCCGUGAACCAACCUCCUCCCACCUCCUGCUAGCCGCCAGGCCUGCCAAAGCCCAUCCGGGGCCCGCCCGAGCCGGGAUCCCCUCCGUGAGGUGCACCUCGUGUGCACAGCAACCGCUCCCGAUCUGGUUUGGGGAGAGCGAGCUCCCUGCCAGCGCCUCGCCGACCGGCCGUCGGAGGCCAACCCCAGCGACGACGACCACCAGAGAAGGUGAACCCCGCUGCCCCGCGCCGUCCACAGCCGCCGCCGCCCGCAAUUGCUGCUUCCAUGGCGCCUCCUCGCGCCUGAAAUGUCGCGCCGCCGCCUCAAGGCCGCCACCGACCGGAUCCAGCCAGAUCCGGUCCGGGAGACCCCGUCCCCACCGCCUUAGCCGGUACUGUCCCGCCUCGUUGCCUGCUCGCCGGAAGUCGUCGCCGUCGCCGCAUCUGGUUCCCACUCGGGAGCAAACACGAGGGAUACGAGGGACGAGCCCCCGUUGGCCGCGCCAUCCUGGGCCGCCUCCACUGUGCCUCGCGUGGGCCUUGGCCCAGCCGCUCGCCUGAGCCGUGGCUCAACUCGCCUCUCCCACCCAGCGCCUCCGCCCCUCCGGCCUUGCCUCUCCAGCCGGCCCGAAGGCCCGAAGGUGACCCCCCGUUGAGCCCCUCUAUUUCUCGCCUGCGCGUAGUAUUGCUAUAUUGCGCCACUGGUUUCGGCCCGUUUAGAUUUUUUAUUAGAUUUCUGCGGUUUAGUAUUUUCAGGAAAUAGAGUAAUUUCAAACGCCCGUAGAUAAUUAACCGUGCGUCGGAUCGCGACGUGUUCUGUAUGUAACUUGUGUAAUUUUUCGCGUAGAUUCUUA